Diaporthe batatas is the source of this 1542-nucleotide messenger RNA. RefSeq lists its product as uncharacterized. NCBI's taxonomy places the organism in Eukaryota, Fungi, Ascomycota, Sordariomycetes, Diaporthales, Diaporthaceae. The record is from RefSeq and is a predicted model, not a curated record. The transcript is spliced from 5 exons. Gene Ontology annotation, molecular function: ATP binding; protein kinase activity. Bases 182 to 1465 code for a protein of 427 amino acids. Gene Ontology annotation, biological process: regulation of mRNA processing; protein phosphorylation; spliceosomal complex assembly.
GGCACCUGCAACAACUGGUGGGGCACCUAGCUGCCUUGCACUUCCACAUAGCGACAUCUCGUCUCCAGUAUCAGCCUACCCAAACAGUCGCAUCCUUCCCUUCUACCAGCAAGGCACUCUGUGCUCAUCCUACCUGGCAUACGAGCUGCACGAUUCCACCCUUGAGCGAGAGUCGCCAAGCAUGGACCACGGAGGGAGGUUCCACCACGAAGAGCCAUUCGGCCACGAGUCGCGCAACUCCUUUUUCGACCAGGAAGGCCUGGUCCCUUAUAGACCCGGUGGCUACCAUCCCGUGUCUCUAGGAGAUUGUUUCAAAGAAGGCCGAUAUCAGGUUCACCACAAGCUUGGGUGGGGCGGCUUCUCCACGGUCUGGCUGGCCAAAGAUAAAAUCCGUGACGAAUGGGUUGCCCUCAAAGUCUUGGCGGCGCGGGUCGAUCAAGAAAAGUCGUCCAGGGAAAUAAGCAUACUACGAGAACUGUCCAACAGCCCUGAUGCCGCCCAGACAUGUAUCGUGCGCUUGUUGGAUGAUUUCCAUCAUACCGGGCCUAACGGACGCCACCAAUGCCUGGUGCUUGAAUUACUCGGUCCAAGUCUGAUCAACGUCAUCGACGGCGCCAAUCCCAUGCCUGGCCAGCCUCGUGGUGAAGAUGAUGGCAUGAUUGCUGAAGAUAUAUUCCGUGUGGCGAGGCAAUUACUAAGUGCACUAGCGGUCCUGCACGAGAAUGGAAUUGCCCAUGGCGAUAUCAGCUCACAUAACGUUGCCUUCUGUGCGAGCAAUAUACGCCACGCAUCCGAGGAGGACGUCUUGGGCGUAGUUGGGACUCCGGUCGUCGAGGAUCUCAUCCGAGAAGACGGACAGCCGGUUGAGCCGAGAUUCCCCAAGCACCUCGUGAGGCGGGCCGAGUGGUUUGGGUGGGUCGGCGAAGGAGUGGAAGACAUUCGGCUAGCGGACUGGGGCGAGUCCUUCCGUUUAGGAGAAGAGCCUCCACGCCUGGCCCAGCCCGCUGAUUGCAAGGCUCCAGAAACCAUAUUCACCGAGCGUCUUGACUAUCGCGUCGACUUGUGGAGAGCGGGGCUUGUUAUAUAUCACAUGGCGAUCGGCUAUAAGCCCUUUGGGGCAUAUCGAGAGGAUGCGUUCCUCGUCUCGCAGAUGAUCGGCUUUAUAGAAGACCUACCGGACGAGUGGAAGGGAAAAUGGCGCAAAAUGAAAGAAGAGUCUGAAGAAUCAUAUGAUGAUGUUGACCCAGAUUCCCACUGGCUCGAGAAAAGAUUCGAUGAGCUUGUCCAAGACCCCCGUGAUCCAUCUCUACGGCCACUGCUGCCGGUGAUCAAGGGCCUGAUGAGAUUCCGCCCGUCCGACAGACUGUCCGCUGCGCAAGCUCUGGAGCUAGUUCCCGAGAUUGAUCCCGAGCCCCUGACAGAAGUUAAGUCACGGAUGUAUUAUAAAUCAACGGUAAUACUGUGAUAAGCGCGAGAACUUACAUUCACAAGAUUCAAAGCCGUCACUUCUUGACAACUGCCCAGCAAACCUAUUCACAACAG